This is a messenger RNA of Arachis ipaensis, 861 nucleotides long. The record is from RefSeq and is a predicted model, not a curated record. NCBI's taxonomy places the organism in Eukaryota, Viridiplantae, Streptophyta, Magnoliopsida, Fabales, Fabaceae.
AUGAAGGGGUUGUAUCUUAAUGGUAAGAUUUUGGAUGCACUCUACAUUUAUGGUAAAAUAGUUGCAAAAGGAUUUUGGUUUGAUGAAGUUAUGUAUGAAACCUUAAUCAAUGGGCUGUGUAAGUCUGGAGAAACAAGAGUUGCUCUCCAAAGGCUUUGGAAAAUGGAGGGUCAGUUUGUUAAGGCGAAUCUUGUAAUGUACAAUAUUGUUGUUGAUGGUUUGUGCAAAGGUGGACUUUUGAAUGAUGCAUUGGAUUUAUAUUUUAAUAUGCUUGGUCGAGGAAUUUCCCCUGAUAUUGUUACUUACACUUCAAUAAUAUAUGGUUAUUGCAAGAUUAACAGAGUGGAUGAGGCCAUGAAUUUGAGGAAAGAUAUGUUUCUUAAGAACAUAGUUCCAAACAUUGUAACUUACAAUUCUCUAGUUGAUAGCUUGUGCAAAGCUGGUAGAAUCUCGUCUGCAAGGGAGAUUGUUAAUGAAAUGCAUUAUUGCGGUCAACCAUUCCCUGAUGUAAACACUUAUAAUAUCCUUUUAGAUUUCGUGUGCAAAAACCAGCAUCUUGAUGAGGCAAUUGCAUUAUUUAAAAGUCUCAUCUAUGAAAGAAGUUUUGUUCCAAAUGUUUGGAGUUACAAUAUCUUGAUUAGUGGUUAUUACAAGAAUAAAAGAUUUGAUGAAGCCAUAAAGCUUUUCCUAUAUAUGUGUUCCAAGAAUUUGGAUCCAAAUAUUGAAACUUACAAUAUAUUGUUACACGCAUUAUACGACAGGCAGCAACUUGGCAAGGCAAUUAUACUAUUAAACCAAAUUGUUGAUGAUGAUAUUUGUCUUAAUUUGUACACAUACAAAAUACUUAUAUAUGGUUUAUAG